UCCAUUGAAGCAGAUUCUGAGCUUUCUCACCUCCAUUGAAGCAGCUUCGAGGGUUUGUCAUUGAAGCGCGCACGGCUCCACCUCCACCAUCAUUCAGCUUUGCAGAACCAGUCAUAAACUCAGCCCAUUCCUUCCUUCCUCUCUCCUUCUAACAUUAUGAAUUCAUGAAAAUUAACUUCCAGUAGAUUCAAGCAUAAACGAAGUUCUUAUUUUCGUAUUUGAUUGGGAGAAUAAAAUGUAUUGAGCAUUUGGGUGAGAUUGAAACUCUAGAAAAAUGGCGAAAUGUGGGACUGUGCCAUCAAAUUUUAAGCUGCAAUUGCAAACAAAUGGGUCUUGGUUCAAACCCCAGAAUUCAUACCCCAAAAAUUUUCCAAGAAAUUAUAGGUCUGCAUCACUUCCUUCAUGGAGAGUCAGCAAGCGUAGUACUAUGUCUUUUGCAGUUACUUUCAUAACUCCUGUUUUUAAUGGAAGUCCCAUGAGGUGUAGCUGCUUGGGAACUAUGAUGGACUUUGAGAGUGCUGCUGCAUCUAGCUGGGUCCCUGUCAUUGACCAAGUGCUUCUGAUUGCUAGUGUAUUCUUUGCUUAUAUGGCUGGAGUCAUUCCUUCUGGGGCUCUUACACCACAAUUGCAAUAUAAGUUAUUGAUUUUGAGAUUAAGAGGUUGGAAGUUUUUUAGGUGACAUGCUUGAUUUCUAUUAGUAGUUUUGCUAAAACUGUGAGCAUGUUUCCGGCCUGCCCUUGCAAUUGGUUUGUUGUGAGAUGACUGUGGUUCUUGAACUUAGGAGAACUUUUGAGAAUCUACUUUUGAGAUGCAUUAUUUACCUAGAAGGGUAGAACAAGAAUUGAUUUUUAAAGGCUUUGGUUUAAGAGGCUAUGUCUUUUUAACUUGAUUUCUCUUGAUUGUGUGAUUAAAUUUGGAAUACCGUUUUACUAAACCCAUAUAUAUUUUUGGUACUCUGUCAAGACUAGAGGUGAGGGAAGGGGGGG
Molecule: messenger RNA, 986 nt
Organism: Chenopodium quinoa (quinoa)
Lineage: Eukaryota; Viridiplantae; Streptophyta; Magnoliopsida; Caryophyllales; Amaranthaceae
Exons: 4
Coding region: 275-679 (134 amino acids)
Source: RefSeq, a predicted model, not a curated record